GUAAUCCAUGAGAUACAGAGACUGCUUGACUUUGUACCCAUGGGUGUCCCCCACAGCGUCAUCCGAGACACCCACUUCCGAGGCUACCUUCUGCCCAAGGGCACAGAUGUAUUUCCGCUGCUUGGCUCAGUCCUCAAAGACCCCAAAUACUUCCGCUACCCAGAUGCCUUCUAUCCCCAACACUUCCUGGAUGAGCAGGGCUGUUUCAAGAAGAAUGAAGCCUUUGUGGCUUUUUCCUCUGGAAAGCGUGUGUGUCUGGGAGAGGCCUUGGCGCGCAUGGAACUCUUCCUUUACCUCACCUCAGUCCUUCAGAACUUCUCUCUACGCCCCCUGGUGCCGCCUGCCGACAUCGACGUCACUCCCAAGCUCUCUGGCUUUGGCAACAUCCCGCCGACCUAUGAGCUGUGCCUCGUGGCUCGCUGAGCGCCCCCUACUGGGCGAGAAACGAACAGCAUAGAACCGAGCUUGGCUCUCAGGGCGUGAACCCAUCCUCUGCAUCUUGCUCAGUCUCAUAACAUCCCUAUAAGACAGCACCAUUUUUCUUGUCAUGGCGCCACAGUCACCUAUAGUUAUCUGAAACUAUACAGUAGUGUAUCUUCUACAGACAGAAGAAACGCGAUGCCCUGUCCAAGAUUUCCACCUAAGCCAGCAACUUUGAUGCUGACUUGAUCACGCCUGCCUAAGUUUCCAUCUGUACCAAAUUUUUCCUGUAGCGUCUCUGUCUUUACAAUUGUCCCUUUCCGUGUGGGCCCUGAUAACGAUCAAACGUGAUCUACAGUCCUUUCUCAUCUUGACUCUCUUCUUCACUCACUAGCUGCCCAAAAGUCAACAAAGAAUUCAAGACUGUU
Molecule: messenger RNA, 848 nt
Organism: Otolemur garnettii (small-eared galago)
Lineage: Eukaryota; Metazoa; Chordata; Mammalia; Primates; Galagidae
Product: putative inactive cytochrome P450 2G1
Exons: 3
Biological process (GO): xenobiotic metabolic process
Cellular component (GO): cytoplasm; intracellular membrane-bounded organelle
Molecular function (GO): oxidoreductase activity, acting on paired donors, with incorporation or reduction of molecular oxygen, reduced flavin or flavoprotein as one donor, and incorporation of one atom of oxygen; iron ion binding; heme binding
Source: RefSeq, a predicted model, not a curated record